Seminavis robusta is the source of this 2873-nucleotide messenger RNA. Lineage: Eukaryota; Bacillariophyta; Bacillariophyceae; Naviculales; Naviculaceae. The record is from the annotation of a GenBank genome assembly.
CCGGAUUAAUGUCUUUAAAAAUACUGAGCUCAUUUUUUAAAACGCGGCCAUGCUCUUUCAGCGAUGAAACUAGCUAGAUUUCAACUCCAGCAAUGUGCCUCUCUUCAUCAGUUGCAUGCAUGUUAGCGAUAGAUCACCAUGUCACAUUCUAUGGUAAUUAGCUGCCAGGCGGCUACAUGUACCUAUGCAUACCGGUACCUGGUAGCCAGAGUGCAACGUUGGUGGCACAGGUCGGACCAUGGCGUAGAUGGAUCCAUCAACCCAGUGGUUCGUACUGCUAGCUCCAAGGUUUCCGGUUGUCGCAUUCAGAAGUAACCAUGAAUAGCAGACGGUACUCUCAGAGGAUAAGAGCACAAUGGACUGCCUUGAUUGUCAUUAUCCUGGCUCUGGUGCAGCAGCAAUGUCAUGCGAUGCAAGGAAAUGAUACUACCGUUGCCGACGGGCCAACAUUUACGGCACGGUCACGGCGGCGUCUACCUAGCUCUCGCAUUGUGGGCGGCAACGAAGUGAAAGUGGGAACAUAUCCGUUCUUUGGGUUUUGGUAUGGCGGGGACUGCGGUACCACGUUGGUCCAUAGAGACAUGUUUUUGACGGCUGCUCACUGCGUCAGCCUGCUGGGGGUUGGUUUGGGAGAAGUGGUGCUCCACACGCUGAAACAACCCAACACCUAUACCGUAGAAUCCAUCCAUGUGCACCCAGACUACAAUGAAAAUGUGGAAGAACCAAAAUGGGACUUCGCCUUGCUAAGAGUCCGUCAGUCGGUACCCCCUUCCGUGGCCACACCGAUACCCAUCAAUGUGGAUCCCCAUUUUUUGACAACCGGGGAAGAAUCCGCCAUGCUGACUGCCAUGGGAUAUGGAGCUCGCUUUGAAGGAUCUCCAAGUUGGAGUGACACCCUUCAAGAAGUGACUUCGGCCUACAUUCCAACCUUUCCGAAUUGUCAGCGGACCUACAGCAAUACGAUCACAGAUGCUGAAAUAUGUGUCGGCAAUUUCUUUGAAGGAGGACAAGAUGCUUGUCAAGGUGACUCCGGUGGUCCCUUGGUUUGGUUCGCUGACAAAGCUGUGGACAAAUUCAACAAGCCUACACCCUCUGAUCAACCUGCAGUACUCAUUGGAGUUGUUAGUUGGGGAGAAGGGUGCGCAAGGCCUGCAUUACCAGGAGUCUAUGCGCGAGUAUCGGCUGCGGCUGAUUGGAUCCAUUCAACAAUCUGCUUCCAUUCGAAACUGCCACCCGUCAAUGGAAUUUGUAAAACAACCAGGAUACCCCUGCCCAUUACAUUGCAGCUUCAAAUUGAAUACGACGUCAAUGCCGGUCCUGUCAGUUGGGGUCUCUAUUACAUUAAUGCAGCUGAAACAAUCUACCAGCAGAGCCUGGGUGAAGGUGAUUCACCACCUGGAACCCUGGCGAGAUUGAGUACGCUUGUGCAGUCUGAAUACACUCAAGAUAUCACAUCCCUCACACUACAAUUCUCAGAACUCAAGCCAGGAAGCUACUACUUCCAAAUUCGCGAUAUAUCCGAAAGUGGAGUCAAACUGGUGAAGCUCACAGAGUUGGGAGAAGUGCCACGGGUCUGGAUUGACCUAGAGGGCUCUUUUGGAGGCUUUUACUCGAUCCAUUUUGAUGUAGUCACAAAGUAUAUCACUCUCACAGAACUCAUUGAGGAAUUGAAUGCGGAUGAUCCCACAGAACAACCAACAGCAAACGGCACACAACCACCAUCGAUAACGAACGGAACGGAAUCACCAGCCCGCAUCCCCGCGAAUUCAUCAGCGACCGACCGCUCAGAUGAAGCUGCUCAAUCUGCUAUUCGCACUCAAAACAUCACGGUUGAAAUCCUUUACGAUAAACGUGCUGCAGAUACAUCGUGGAUGCUGGCUUCGCCAAAACAGCCAGAUGUCAUAUCGAUUGCUGAAGCCCCCGCUCGGAAAGUGAUUCACUACUCACCUCGAUUCAGUUACUUCGGGCAGCACUUGAUAUCCAGAACGUUUGAGGUGGAGGCUCCUGGCAUAUACGAGCUUAACGUGUGGGAUGCCGGUGGCAAUGGCUUUUCCGAUGGAAGUGGAUGGGUGGUCGUCUGGGUUGGCAAUCGUCUGAUUUUUGGAAACGACGGUGAUUUCGGAAGGAAACUACAAAUGCCGAUCAAAGUCCUCUGAUGCUUUAAGGCAUUCUGAUGUUGAUACGGUGUUGGUGGCUGGCACAAAGUAAUCACAGAACAAACUGUAAUGGAAUGCGAGGACAAACCCAUAUGGAAGCUCCGACAGGAUGGCAGUCAGUGGCAAACGAUUGGCAAACGAUAGGUAGGCGAUGUUCACUUUUGGAACGGCUGGAACGAAUAUUGGCACUAAGAAACAAGCAUAGCACUGGGUGUCCAUUGCGGCGCUGCCCGAGCCUAUCGCUGGAACCGCAAACAGCUUGCUUGCAAGGAAUUCAUAUGCUUCAUAAUCUAGCUAGAAUCUAUGACUACAGCAGGCAAACUGUGAAUCCAUGUUUGUUGUGCACGCAGAAAAUUCUCCCUGUUGGGCCGUUCCUAGCUGAGUGUGCUGAUCAUUCACAUUGACGUACCGUUCGCCACUUUUCAGGGUUCGCAAAUUGGAAUGUAUUGCGGUCACCACCGCAGACCAUGGACCAAAAACAGAAACGCCUACUUCAAUUCGUCGUUCCUUGACAGAGAAUCGCAGCUCAAGCUUUCGAACUAGCAAGGUCGCUUGAAGAAUGCAAUAGAGGGAGAAUCUGCUUCCCAAAAGAGGUCUUCUCAGUGCUUUUUAUCUUUAUCAAUUGCAGCAAAAAGUGAGUAUUCUAAAUAUAAUUUACUGGGAUUGACAGAGACAAGCCUUCAGGCUGGAGUUCUGGUGCCGAGUGGCACGAGGCAA